AUUUUGGAUUGCUUGUGGUUUUGCUUAUAAAAUGUGUGACUGGCAUUUUGUAUGUUAAUACUUUAAAACACACAUGUCUAAAACUUCCUAAUACCGUAAGUGAAUAGUAAGGUAGUAUUUGUUUGCUACAAAGAAAAUGGGCUAGAGUUGGACUGACUGCCAGCUGUGGAAUUUUGUCAACUUUGAUUUGAGAAUAUACAUGUAUCACUUAACAGUAAAACACAACCAGGAUGCUAACUACACCGAAUCUCAAAGCUAAAUCACUUACUCAAAGCAUCUAUUGAAAUUAUUUAAAUACACGCAGUUCUAGGUAACUCGACGGGGCAUAAAGACCUGAUGAAUUUAAAAAAGGAUCAAAAACAACUUUAAAUGCAAAAUGUUACGACCUCGAACCAUUCAAACAAAAAGAUGUCGGCUUGAAACUUAACACAUCCAAAAUACUUCUGAAGAUAUCUGAACUAACCACAGGAUACAGCGUGUGAAUUGACUAUCACCCGAUGUCACUGGCUACUUGUGCAAUGUGAAUAUAGUGCCAAGCCUGACCUACACACAUUUUUGACAGAAAAGAUCAACAUGACGUAUCCAACAGCACUAUCCAUGCUAGUCUUCACGGGUGCAGUGUUUUCUGGGUUUUGCCAAGAGACUUGCAAAUUUGGGGGAUACACGUGUAAAUGUGAAUCAGUGGAGAAUCACACUGAAGUACGUUGUACCAGUAUCAGAGAUAGAAUAUUAAAGAAGUUGUAUUCCCUAACAACGAAUAACAUUGAAUUAGUAAGUUUAGCUCAUAACCGAAUAGAACAUGCCCCUGACGGCGUAUUUGAUUCUCUGAACAGUACACUGAAGAAUUUAUCAUUAAGUCACAAUGUUUUAGAUAGAAUACCAGCGAGUAUCUUAACACUUACAAAAAUGAGAGAACUAUUAUUGGAUUACAAUUCAAUUUUUGUGGUUAGCAGUAACACAUUCCAAGGUCUUCCACAGCUACUAAGGAUUGAUCUGGAUAAGAAUGAUAUUGAGACAAUUGAAGAUCAGGCUUUUGAGGGAUUGGGGUGUUUGACAAAUCUAGAGAUGCAAGGAAACCGAUUGAGAGAUAUACCAACUCAAGCGCUAAUUGUCUUGGAGUCCCUUGAGAUGCUAACACUGUCAUAUAACUAUAUCAAAAUGAUUCCAGCGAAUGCUUUCAAGAGCAACACACGAUUGAAGACCAUUGACUUAUCUCAUAAUGAAUUAGCUAAUUCAAAUCCGGUACCAAUCGAUGCGUUUGCCGGGUUGGAGUGUACACUUGAAGUGUUGAACUUGGGGCUAAACUACCUCACAGAGAUACCAUCUGAUGCCCUGAAUCGUCUGGCAAAUUUGAAAACACUAUAUCUGCACCAUAACGGUUUCAGGAACGUCUCGGCAUAUGCGUUCUCUGGCUUGACAUCACUCACAAAAUUGUCGCUUCAAGGAGGAAAAAUCACUAAUAUAGAUGAUAAUGCCUUAGUAGGGCUUGAGAAUACACUAAAUAAACUGAACGUUGGAUAUAAUAAAAUAGAAAGCAUUGAUCAAUGUAUGAUAAGGGCGUUCACAAAUCUGACCGGUCUUUACUUCUCCUACAACAAGAUUCCGUGUAAUUGUUCAUAUAUUUGGCUGAGAAAAUGGUUAAACGUAAGUCGCAAUUACGACACAAAUAAUUGCUUAUCUGAUAAAACUGUAACAGGACUCAAAGAAUGGGAAGCUUUUCUUCAAAAUUGCCCGAAUGCCCCGAUGCCAAACUGUAGCAGGACCCCUGCAGAAGUACAACAACCACCUGUCCCAACUGCAAGUAUUUGCAAGGCAACAGUUGUAACAUCAUGUAGUGCUGUCCCAAAUGAGUCAAACACACAAAUAAAUGUUACACAAAUAACCACCAACCAACCAAGCAUGGGACUAUCAAGAGCAUCAGUAUUAUCAACAUCUGUACCAACUCAACUCCCAGCAACGCCAGUACCAACACAAACAAUGUCGACGUCAGUACCAACACAAGCAUUGAAGACGUCGGUAUCAUCAAAAGAAGUAGCAACGCCAGUACUAAGGACGUCGUCAUCAACACAAGUAGAAGCAACGUCAGUAUCAAAACCAGCACCAACCCCACCACUAACAUCUAUGUUAGUGAUAACGCAAGAAAUAACAACAACUUCAGAAUCAAUCCCGGCACUAACAACAACAUCGGCAGUUACAACAACAUCAGUACCAAAACGAGCACAAACUGUACCUACAAUAACACCAACACCAGUUUCAACUGUACCAACACCAUCAGUACAUAUACCACCAACAAACGCAUCAAACGGCACGGGUAUAUCGAAUCCAAGUAAAUCGAACGAUUCACAAAACACCGGAAUGAUUGCAGGAGUAGUGGUGUCACUAGUAGUAGUAGCCAUUCUGAUAGCUCUUGGAAUUUACUUCAUCAUCUUCAAGCGAAAGGCUGGACAGUGUAUGCUACGUUCCCGUAGCAUUAGAUCAAGAGGAUAUAGAGAAACGGAUGUUUUAGUAUUGAAUUAAGCAUUUCCAUUUGCAUAUAGAGAAAAAUUACUACGUGAAUUGGAGGCUGAAUCCUGCCCUUCUGAAAUAGAUUAAAAUGAUUUGCAUAAAAAACGAACGUACCUCGAAGCUGUACACAUAUUGUUCGGUGAUACUCCCUCGAACUGCUUGUUGUGAAUUUGACAAAAACAUCGUUUCGUGCUGGUUGCAAAUAAUAGUAUCUAUAUUUCUUUUAAUUCACAGGUUUGUAGUAUAAACCUGAUGGGUGGUGGAGGGGAAUGGGCGGCUAUUUUAAUUGUCAGAACAAAUGUAAAUAGAAUAUAAAUGUCCAUGUAAAUGUACUGUACUAUAGCAAAUGAUAUAUAUCUUAGACUUAACUUAAAAUAAGUUAAUGACCUUGUGUUGAAUGCAUUCUAGAAAAACAUCAAUUUAAAGCUGAGAUGUAGUCCCAGGGAAAAAGGUGUAUUCACCUUCUUGAGAAGUGUCAGUCACAAUCAAUACUGUACAUGUAGAUCAGCUGUGCGAACGGUCGGCUAAACUUCUCAUCUGGUUUAAGAGAUAAUAUAUGUGUUAGACUCUAAUAUUCAUUCUAAGAUUCUGAUUGUAACCUUAUUGAUAGCAAAUGAUGAGCAAGUGGUUAAUAUACAGAAGGGAGGUUAAGA
Molecule: messenger RNA, 3158 nt
Organism: Owenia fusiformis
Lineage: Eukaryota; Metazoa; Annelida; Polychaeta; Sabellida; Oweniidae
Source: the annotation of a GenBank genome assembly